AACCAUAUACAGUGCUAGGGUACUGUGCACUAUCAUGUGCAUUCUCAUUCCAUAAUUUAUACUAUACUACUUCCUAUACCUUUUUUUCCCCCAAAUUCUCUACCUCCCAAAUAUUUUCAUAGAAGUUAUGGAAGAUCAAGCAAUCAAUCAGACCAACCAUAAUAAUAAUACAAGUAGUGAAAACAACAGCAGGAGUAUUAUUAGUACUAGCAGUAGCAAAGGAGACAGAAACAACAACACUAGUGGUGAGCCGGUAAGGUCAAGAUGGACACCAAAACCAGAGCAAAUACUCAUACUUGAAUCCAUUUUCAACAGUGGUAUGGUAAACCCACCUAAAGAAGAAACCGUCCGAAUUCGAAAACUUUUAGAGAAGUUUGGUGCUGUUGGUGAUGCCAACGUCUUUUACUGGUUUCAAAACCGCCGCUCUCGCUCUCGCCGCCGCCAACGCCAACUUCAGGCCUCACUCGCAGCCUCUGCCGCUAUUCCACCACCACCGCCACUUCCGGGUUCGAUGGGCCCAACGUCUUUGUUAGGUGGUGGUAGUGCAAGCUUGUAUGAUUUUGGGCAUCAUCAUCCUCAUGAGCAACAGAAUGGUAUAUCUAGUACAUGCACAACAGCUGCUGCAGCAGCUUCUUCUAGUGUUGCAUGUUUUGCACCAUCGAACACUAGUGCUACUAUUUCUACCACUUUUGCUGAUUGUGGUGACGUUUUUGGUACUUUUUCUGGCCAAAUGAGUAUAAUUAAUCCUACUCAUGAAAUCGACUGCCCUUCUGAUACACCGAAUCUGGACUUUCAAUCAGGGAUCAUAACAGUGUUCCUGAAUGGAGUAGCAACCCAAAUUCCGGACGGGGCGUUUGAUAUGAAAGCCAUGUUUGGAGAAGAAGUGAUUUUGGUUCACUCUUCUGGUGUGCCUGUUGCCUUCAAUGAGUUUGGAAUUUCGCUUCAUAGCUUACAACAUGGCGAGAGCUACUUCCUAGUCCCAAGACUCACUUAAAUGGGAAUAAAAGCUGCACCCCACCGACCAGUUUGGGAUCUUCUCCGCGUCACUGAAGAAAUUAAGAUACUUAAGUUUAAGAUAGAUCAUCAUCAUCAUCAUCAAGGUUUUUAUAUUUUUAAUUUUUAUUUUAUACUCAAGUAAAGUUAAGAUAGAUCUUCUUAUCAAAUGAAAGUAAAACUACUUAAGGUAGAUCUUCUACUAGCUACGGUUUAAUCUAUAUAUUAUAUUAGAUCUGUAUCAUAUGAAUUCAGAUUAGUAAAGGCAUAUUAAUUGAACAAUAAACUUUAUUUUGCCUUUCUCAAACGUAUGAGCCUUUACUAUUGUGGAGCCAAAUGGUGCAAGAGUCAUUUGCAUAGAACAUUAUAUUUUAUAUAAAUAAUUUUUCCUUCUCUAAA
Molecule: messenger RNA, 1392 nt
Organism: Beta vulgaris subsp. vulgaris (sugar beet)
Lineage: Eukaryota; Viridiplantae; Streptophyta; Magnoliopsida; Caryophyllales; Amaranthaceae
Product: WUSCHEL-related homeobox 11
Exons: 3
Coding region: 128-994 (288 amino acids)
Biological process (GO): adventitious root development
Molecular function (GO): DNA binding; DNA-binding transcription factor activity
Source: RefSeq, a predicted model, not a curated record